CUCUGCUCCUCGGUAAUCCUCUCUAUGACCUCCUCCUGCUGACUUCCUGUCACAUGACGUCAGGCUGGCUGCGUGCGUGUGGAGGAGGCUACGCCGAGCCUGACGUCACCCAGUGCACGCCGCAUCAGUGUUUCCAUAGCAACGCGCCGCACUACGCCGAGACGGACAUCGUGCGUCUGCAGGGCGUCACCGGCAGCAACAUGUACGCCGUCCCCGCCCUCACCGUGGACUCGCUCACCAGGAAGGACAUCUCCGCCGCCGAGUUCCCACGGCAACAGCUCAUCUUCAGGGAGAAGCUGGGGGAGGGGCAGUUUGGAGAGGUCCACCUGUGCGAGGCCGAGGGACUCCCAGAAUUCCUCGGGGAGGGGUCGCCUCUUCCCGACAGAGACGGCCGUUCGGUUCUGGUGGCCGUUAAACAGCUGAGAGCGGACGCCACCAGCCAGGCCAGGAACGACUUCCUGAAGGAGAUAAAGAUCAUGUCUCGUCUGAACGACCCCAACAUCAUCCGGCUGCUGUGCGUGUGCGUGUCGUCCGACCCGCUGUGCAUGGUGACCGAGUACAUGGAGAACGGAGACCUCAACAUGUUCCUGUCGCAGCGGGAGAUCGAGAGCACGCUGACGCACGCCAACAACAUCCCUUCAGUCAGUCUGUCGGACCUCCUCCACAUGUCGGUGCAGAUCUCGUCGGGGAUGAAGUACCUGGCGUCUCUGAACUUCGUGCACCGCGACCUGGCCACCAGGAACUGCCUGCUGGACCGCCGCCUCACCAUCAAGAUCGCAGACUUCGGGAUGAGUCGGAACCUGUACAGCAGCGACUACUACCGCAUCCAGGGCCGCGCGGUGCUGCCCAUCCGCUGGAUGGCCUGGGAGAGCAUCCUGCUG
This is a messenger RNA of Plectropomus leopardus (leopard coralgrouper), 881 nucleotides long. Lineage: Eukaryota; Metazoa; Chordata; Actinopteri; Perciformes; Serranidae. The record is from RefSeq and is a predicted model, not a curated record.